Molecule: messenger RNA, 3995 nt
Organism: Anolis carolinensis (green anole)
Lineage: Eukaryota; Metazoa; Chordata; Lepidosauria; Squamata; Anolidae
Exons: 1
Coding region: 742-2514 (590 amino acids)
Source: RefSeq, a predicted model, not a curated record
CAGGGAGAUGGGGUGGGAUAUAAAUAAAGUUUUGUUGUUGUUGCAUUUCAAGAAGAAGACUAAACAGGCAUUAUAUUCAUUGGACUGGGCUGUACUGAAAUUUCAAAAAUGAUAAAACAUUUUUUAUGUUUUAUGUUUUAAAACAUCCUCCAAAUAACCUAAAUGUAUGCUGCAGAUUAUACAGGAGACAAUCCUAUAAAUCAGUGGUGCUCACAGUGUACUCCAGGAAGCCCUUGGGGCUCUGUGAAGCAUGCUAAGGGGCUCCGUGGUUCCCUCCUCUCCCUUCCUCCCCCUCCAAGCCAGAGGUGUUUAAGAGUUUAAGAGAGAGAAUCCACACCAUCCGCAAAGAACUCGCAAACACAGACAAAGAACUGCUGCACCUCCAUAUCAACAUCAGCCAAAAGAUGAAUACCCAGGACUGGGAUAAAAUAGAUAGCCUCACCUACAAAAAAAUGGAGAAAGACAUGGUUCUCCACACCAAGAGACAAAAACAAAAAUUCGACAAAUGCCGUAAGCAACAGUCAAAACCAGAACUGGAUAAAUCACGGACCAUCAUCAACCUGACUGACAGACAACUCACUGAAGACCAAGUAUCCAUUCUGGAAAAAGGAGGAAAUUUUGCGGUCACCACCAUCAGGAUCCCAGUGGAAAACAUCAUUGCUAAUGUUGAAUCAGCAAUUUACCAGCUCCCUGAGGAAGAAGCAGAGGAGGUAAGAAUGGAAACAGCAAGGAUCCUGAGAAAUGCAAAACUCUCCCCCCCCCCCCCCCAGCAACAUAACAAGAAAAGAAAGACGGGCCAUCAAAGAUCUCAACUCAGAUCCAGAAAUCAUCAUUCUUCCAGCUGACAAGGGGAAUGCCACAGUAAUCAUGGAAACAGAACAAUACAAAGAAAAAAUCAGACAACUUCUAGAUCCCACAAUUUACAAGAAACUGAAACAAGACCCUACUAACAAAAUCACCAGAAAAACGAACACUCUAAUCAAGAACUCCUCCAUUAACUUUGACAUACGCCAACAGCUGUGCAAAUCAGAAGCCCUCCCACCCAGGCUUUACGGACUCCCCAAAAUCCACAAGGACUCCAUCCCACUCAGACCCAUUGUAAGUGCCAUUGGAUCGCCGACCUACAACCUGGCAAAAUUUCUGGCUACACAGCUACAAACCCAUAUUGGGCUCACUGCACAUUAUAUCAAGGACUCUACACACUUUAUAGAAAAGAUCAGCAACCUCAAUCUAAGCACCAAGGACAUCCUGAUCAGCUUUGAUGUGGUGUCCCUUUUUACCAAAGUCCCAGUAGCUGACACCACACUAAUCAAACAAAACUUCCCAGAAGACAUCACAGCCCUGUUUCACCAUUGCCUCACCACUAGCUACUUUCAGUGGGACACUGGAUUCUAUGAACAGAAGGAUGGAGUGGCCAUGGGGAGCCCUCUCAGUCCAGUAGUAGCAAAUUUCUAUAUGGAAUACUUUGAAAAACAGGCCCUAGAAACAGCACCAAAAAAGCCAACUGUUUGGUUCAGAUACGUUGAUGACACCUUCACAAUUUGGAGCCAUGGAGAGGAAGAACUCAGCAAGUUCCUGGACCAUCUUAACAGCAUCCACCCAAACAUCCAAUUCACCAUGGAAAAAGAAAAGGAAGGAAAACUGCCAUUUCUAGAUGUUCUGGUCAUCUGCAAACCCAAUCAACAAUUGGGCCACACAGUUUAUAGAAAACCUACACACACAGAUAGAUACCUUCAUAAAAACUCCAACCAUCACCCAAGUCAAAAAAGGAGCACAAUCAAAGCCCUGACAGACCGUGCACAAAGAAUCUGCGAACCUCACCUCCUCCAAGGUGAACUAAACCACCUAAACUGGGCUCUACAGGCCAAUGGAUACUCCACCACAGACAUCAGAAGAGCUGCAAGGCCAAGAACAAGCCAUGAGAGUCAAGACAAAGAUCCACCCAGAGGAAAGGUGUUCUUACCAUACAUCAAGGAAACCACUGACCGCAUAGGCAAACUGAUGAAUAAGCACAACCUACAAACUAUCUACAGACCCACAAAGAAAAUCCAACAAAUGCUACGGUCAGCAAAGGACAAGAGGGAUCCUCUCUCCUCUGCAGGAGUCUACCGGAUACCAUGCAGCUGUGGACAAGUAUACAUAGGGACCACCAAACGCAGCACCCAAACAAGAAUCAAAGAACAUGAAAGGCACUGCAGACUAAUUCAACCAGAGAAAUCAGCCAUAGCAGAACAUUUGAUGAACCCGCCUGGACACAGAAUAUUAUUUGAGAACACAAAAAUGCUGGACCAUUCCAACAACUAUCAUGUCAGACUACACAGAGAAGCCAAUGAAAUCCACAAGCAUGUGGACAAUUUCAACAGAAAGGAAGAAACCAUGAAAAUGAACAAAAUCUGGCUACCAGUAUUACAAAACUCCAAAAUCAAAACAGUAGAUGGGAACCAAAACUCUGAGGGCUUGAUUGACAAAGGAUGCCCCCAGGCAAGAGACAAAAACAUCUCCAAUGCUAAUUAGGGUGAUUAACUGAAACAUUAAUGCUGGCUCCCAGUGACAAAGGACUCUUGCCACACCCCGGACUCUACACAGAUAUAUAUAUAUAUUCUUUCCUUCCCUUACUUAGUUUAUCCAUACCUCACAACCUCUGAGGAUGCCUGCCAUAGAUGUGGGCGAAACGUCAGGAGAGAAUGCUUCUGGAACAUGGCCACAGAGCCCGAAAGACAUACAACAACCCAACUCCUCAUAUGUAUGCUUGCCCACAAUGCCCUGCCUCAUGCACGGAGGAGGAGUUGUUCAAAGCUACAGACAAUGCGAUUGCUGUUACCCACUUGUGGUCUAAAACUAUUUAGCUGUUUGUGAUUCUUUUAUCUUAUCGCUUUUAAACUUAUUUAUUAUGCAAUGCUUUUGACACGAAAUAAAUAAAAACAGUGACUUAGUGUGGUUUAUGUCAGAUGCCAUAUCAAGACUUUUUUGCUGAAGAAAAAUUGAUAGGGGAAAAGUAAGGCUGAAGAGUUGUUCACAAACAAGCAGGCUAACAAUGAAAUCACUUUUUUCAAUUGCAGUCAAAAAGUUUGAAGCUGAAGAAUAAAUUUUCCAUGGUUUCUCUAAGAUUUCUUCUAAGGCAACUACAAUCGGCUUAAAUAGUUCAACGAAUGUCAAUACACUGUCAUACCUCCCAAUGAAACAAAUCUCACAUAAAUGUGUCAGUCUUUUUUUCUUUGUUUCUGGCACAUGAACACUAAUAAUAAUCUGCAAAAUAUUGUUAGCACUUGAACUGUUUCUGAAGAAAUUUGUUAUUUCUUUUAUUGUUUCAAGACCAUUUCUGAUAGAAGAGUUUGAAAAUGUAUCACUCAAUGACUUGCACAAUGAAAAUAUCUUGCUUUGGGGUAUGUUUCUCGAAUUCUUGUUUGAACUCCGGUUAGAUGGCCAGCCAUGGUGGCAACUCCAUUGUAGCCCUACCCUACACACUUGUUCAUGUCCAAUUUCAACAUGUUGCAUUUUUCUAGGAUAACUUUAGUGACAUUUUCUGCCAAUUGGUUGUAUAUGGGUAUAAAUCCUACAAAAUUUUCUCGGAUGACUGGUAAGUUUUCCUUGUCUCCGUGUGUCUAUUUGAGAGCAAAUAUCUUUUUGUUUUCCUGGCAUUAUCUUAGUGAAAUUGUCUGCAAACUCAAGACAGUAAAUAAAAAUUCAGAAAUUUCAGACAUAAAGCAAUCAAGGCCUGCUAACAACUCCUAACAAAAUGAUUCCCCCAGGCAUAAAGCUGUCAGGCUUUGAUCUGCAAGGCAUUGCAAUGCUACUCAAGGUGGCUAAUUACAACAUUCACACCUAGCUCACACAGACAAGAGUUCUUUCUCCCUCCCUGGACAUUCCACAGAUAUAUAAACCACAGACCUCAAAUCUCUGAGGAUGCCUGCCACAGAUGUGGGCCAAACAUCAGGAAAGAUUGCUUCUGGAACAUGGCCAUACAGCCCAGAAAACUCACAGCAACCCAGUGAUUC